AUGCAGCGCCGAGCGAGCUCCAUUCAUGUCCAAACCUCCAUGUCCCCCGAGCGACGCCGCAGUAGCAACAACACGCUCACACCUUCCUCCCAWCGCCGACCCUCAGCGCUUUCCACCACGACCCUCGAAGCGGGGAAUGUCUCGUCCCCGGCCGAUCAGCUGGUGGCGGAAGAGAUUGCAGCGCUGAAACGAUACGAGGACUUUACAACCAUAGACUGGAUCCAGGACUCCUCUCGAGAGCAGAAGCGUCGAGCAGCUCGUCGGCAUGCGCGCAAUAGCACAUACACAUCAUGGCGUCUCAAAUUGCUCUCAGCCUAUGAUGCGGCGCAAGGCUGGCUGGUAUUUGCGUUGAUUGGCGUUGCGAUCGGGAUCAAUGCUGCCUUUUUGAACAUCAUCACCGAGUGGCUCUCCGACAGCAAACGCGGUUACUGUACCACUGCGUUCUACCUCAAUGAGUCAUUCUGCUGUUGGGGCUCCGAGAAGGGAUGCUCAGAAUGGCAUCGGUGGAGCACAUGGACUCUGAUAGACUACGCAAUCUACAUACUCGCCGGAGCGGCUUUCGCAUACGCAAGUGCUCGGCUGGUAAAGAGCUUCGCACCGUACGCAGCAGGAAGCGGAAUCAGUGAGAUCAAAUGCAUCAUUGCUGGGUUUGUGAUGAAAGGCUUCCUGGGUGGUUGGACGCUGUUGAUCAAGUCUAUUGCCUUGCCUUUGGCGAUUGCCUCCGGAUUGAGUGUGGGUAAGGAGGGACCAAGUGUUCACUACGCAGUGUGCACGGGAAAUGUGAUCGGCCGAAUGUUCAGAAAGUACAGACGAUCUGCAGAAAAGACGAGAGAGAUUCUAUCAGCAUGUGCAGCGGCCGGUGUUGCUGUUGCGUUCGGAUCGCCCAUUGGAGGCGUGCUAUUCAGCCUGGAGGAGAUGUCUUCCUACUUUCCACUUCGAACGCUCUGGAAGAGUUACUUCACUGCCCUGGUGGCUACUGCGGUCCUCGCCGCUAUGAACCCUUUCCGGACGGGACAGCUGGUCAUGUUCACUGUCAGCUACGAUAGAUCAUGGCACUUCUUCGAGAUACCGUUCUACAUUCUCAUCGGAAUCUUCGGAGGCUGCUAUGGCGCCUUCGUGAUGAAAUGGAAUCUCCGUGCUCAGGCGUUCCGGAAGCGCUACCUCACGACAUAUCCAAUUCUCGAAUCGGUCCUACUUGCAGUGGGCACCGCAAUAAUCUGCUACCCGAACGAGUUCCUCCGCCGAGACAUGACAGAGAGUAUGGAGAUACUCUUCCUGGAGUGUGAAGGUGAGGCCGCCGCUACAGCAUUGUGUCAAGCCGAUCAUCGAUGGAGAAUGGUCUUCUCCCUUCUACUUGCCACCAUAAUCCGCGUCUUUCUGGUAAUCAUUAGCUACGGCUGCAAAGUGCCAGCAGGAAUCUUCGUUCCCAGCAUGGCAAUCGGCGCAUCCUUCGGUCGCCUGGUCGGCAUUCUUGUGCAAGCACUGCACGAAUCAUUUCCGAAUGCCACCUACUUUGCCGCAUGUACAGCAGGCGAAACUUGCAUUACACCAGGGACUUAUGCUUUUCUUGGCGCUGCCUCCGCUUUGAGUGGUAUCAUGCACCUCACAAUUUCUGUCGUAGUGAUCAUGUUCGAACUGACCGGAGCGUUGACAUACAUCCUACCCACCAUGAUCGUGGUCGGCAUCACCAAAGCGGUUAGUGAACGCUUUGGCAAAGGAGGAAUCGCAGACCGGAUGAUUUGGUUCAAUGGAUUCCCCUUCUUGGACGGGAAAGAGGAGCACACAUUCGGCGUGCCGGUAUCCACGACUAUGACCACCGCGCCAACAGUCCUUCCGGCAGAUGGCCUGCGGAUAAAAGACGUGGAACGCAUUCUCAGCGACACGACAGUGCAAGGAUUCCCAAUCGUUGAUGACGAGGCUACGGGUAUCCUAUUGGGCUACAUUGGUCGCACGGAGCUUCGCUAUGCUCUUGAUCGUGCAGCUCGUGAACAAAUGGUCGGUGGAAAUGCACGCUGCCUCUUCUCACCUUCUACCGAUCGUAGGACCGGAGUCGGCGACCUAUCCGCCACGACACCAUCUAUGGCCUUCCCUGCGGUAAACUACUUUGGCGAAGGACAACAACAGCAUGCUAGUGUUGAUUUCUCAAAGUUCAUUGAUCCUGUUCCACUUACUGUGCACCCUCGACUGCCACUGGAGACAGUGAUGGAGCUUUUCAAGAAACUUGGUCCGAGAGUCAUUCUAGUUGAGCAUCGCGGGAGGUUGAUGGGACUUGUCACGGUGAAAGACUGCUUGAAGUAUCAAUUCAGGGCGGAAGGUAAGGAGGAUCCGAGGGAAGGAGGGCAGGAAAGGAUCUGGGACAUGUUCAAGAAAGUAGAAGCUUGGGUACGAGCUCGAACAGGAGUGGGCGGAGGCUUGCUGGGGAUGAGUGGGCCUGUGCGACUGCAGGGCGAAUACUCUGCUGUUGAAUCAGAUGAGAGAGCAGAGGAGUUGGACAUCCAUGGGGCAGGUCCUGCGGCAGGCGGAGUAGAGCUGGUUGAUAGGAGAGAAGGAGUUUCAUAG
Molecule: messenger RNA, 2559 nt
Organism: Ramularia collo-cygni
Lineage: Eukaryota; Fungi; Ascomycota; Dothideomycetes; Mycosphaerellales; Mycosphaerellaceae
Product: related to chloride channel
Exons: 1
Coding region: 1-2559 (852 amino acids)
Biological process (GO): transmembrane transport; chloride transport; intracellular copper ion homeostasis
Cellular component (GO): endoplasmic reticulum; Golgi apparatus; early endosome
Molecular function (GO): voltage-gated chloride channel activity
Source: RefSeq, a predicted model, not a curated record